Messenger RNA from Alexandromys fortis (reed vole), 3875 nucleotides. Its product is annotated as zinc finger protein 431-like. Lineage: Eukaryota; Metazoa; Chordata; Mammalia; Rodentia; Cricetidae. Gene Ontology annotation, molecular function: DNA-binding transcription repressor activity, RNA polymerase II-specific. Bases 99 to 1607 code for a protein of 502 amino acids. The record is from RefSeq and is a predicted model, not a curated record. Gene Ontology annotation, biological process: negative regulation of transcription by RNA polymerase II. The transcript has 4 exons.
CGGGAGCCGGGUUGCGGGUUUGGCUUUGAAGAGGAGCUGGUGCCAGUGUUUUCGUGUGCCGCGCUGCGAGGGCUGCUGCAGAGUGCUGUGAGGGGGCCAUGGGCGACCUGGGAAGCCACGACAUGGAUGCAGUGACCUAUAAUGAUGUGCACGUUGACUUCACCUGGGAAGAGUGGGCUUUGCUGGAUCCUUCCCAGAAGAAUCUAUACAAAGAUGUGAUGCUGGAGACCUAUAUCAACCUCACUGCUGUAGGCUACAAAUGGGAAGAUCACAAUAUUGAAGAACAUUGUCAAAGUUCUCGAAGACAUGGAAGGCAUGAAAGAAGUCAUAAGGGAGAGAAACCCUCUGAAUAUACUCAAUAUGUUGAAGCCUUUGCCUAUCAAAGUCAUCUUCAAAGUCAUAAAAGAAUUCAUACUGGAGAGAAACCCUAUGAAGAUAUUCAAUAUGAUGAAGCCUUUGCAUGUCAUAGUCGUCUCCAAAUACAUAAAAGAACACAUACUGGAGAGAAAUCCUGUGAAUGUAAUCAGUGCAUUAAAGGAUUUGCAUGUCACAGUCAUCUUCAAAUACAUAAAAAAACACAUACUGGAGAGAAACCUUAUGAAUGCAACCAGUGUGGUAAAACCUUUGCACGUCAAAGUUGUCUCCAAAUACAUAAAAGAAUACAUACUGGAGAGAAACCCUAUGAAUGUACUCAAUGUGGUAAAACCUUUGCACAUCCAAGUAAUCUCCAAGUACAUAAAAGAACACAUACUGGAGACAAACCCUAUGAAUGUAAUGAAUGUGGUAAAGCCUUUAUAUGUCAAAGCCGUCUCCGAAUCCAUAAAAGAAUACAUACAGGAGAGAAACCAUAUGAAUGUAAUCAAUGUGGUAAAGCAUUUGCAUGUCAUAGUUAUCUUCAAAUCCAUAAAAGAACACAUACUGGAGUGAAACCCUAUGAAUGUAAUCAGUGUGGUAAAGGCUUUACAUCUCCCAGUUAUCUUCAUAUUCAUGAAAGAACACAUACUGGAGAGAAACCUUAUGAAUGUAAUCAAUGUGGUAAAGGCUUUACAUGUCACAGUCAACUUCAAAAUCAUGAAAGAACACAUACUGGAGAGAAACCCUAUGAAUGUAAUCAGUGUGGUAAAGCAUUUGCAUGUCAUAGUCAUCUUCAAAUGCAUAAAAGAACACAUACUGGAGAGAAACCCUAUGAAUGUAAUCAGUGUGGUAAAGCCUUUGCACAACACAAUCAUCUUCAAAGGCAUAGAAGAACACAUACUGGAGAAAAGCCCUAUGAAUGUAAUCAAUGUGGUAAAGCCUUUGCGUCUCAAAGUAAUCUCCAAAUACAUAAAAGAACACAUACUGGAGAGAAACCCUAUGAAUGUAAUCAAUGUGGUAAAGCCUUCACUUGUCAAAGUAGUCUCCAAAUACAUAAAAGAAUACAUACUAGAGAGAAACCCUAUGAAUGUAGUCAAUGUGGUAAAGCUUUUUCACAACACAGUAGUCUUAAAAUACAUAAAAGAACACAUACUGGAGAUAAAUCCAACAUAUGUAAUCAAUGUGAUAAAGCCUUUGUAUCAGAAACCUUUGAAAACAUAAGAAAAAAAUCAUGCUGCAGAGAAACCACUUAAAUAUAAUCAAUGUUGCAAAGUUUUGCAAGUCAUGGUAGUCUUUAUACAAGAAUAAAACUUUAGUGUGUAAUUUGUCUGUUAAAGCCCCUGAACAUAAAAUUAGACUUUAGGAUUCUGACAAAACUCAUACUGAAGGUACUCUGAAUAUAAGUGAUUUGGUAAGAUCUUUAGCCAAUACAUUUACAUUCAGUUACACAAGAUUAUUCUAGAGGAAAAAACUGACAAUAUAAACAAUAUGUUCAAGCAUUAUGAUAUUCCUCUUUAUUUGUUUACACAUGAAGACUCACAUGGACAAAAGGCCUAUGAAUUUAAAUAAUAAGAUAACCCUUUUAGAUUUUGUAUUUCUCUUUAAUUACAUGAGAUAAUGAAUCCAGGUAUAAAACUUAAUGGAUGUGUAUUAGUGCCUUUUCUGUUGCUGUGAUAAAACUUCGUGUCUAAGUGAACUUAUAGAGUUUUAGUUUGGCCUUAGUUCAAGAGUGAUACAGUAUUGCUGUGCAGCUGGCAUGGAAACAAGGGUCAGACAUGACAGCUGAGGUGGGAAAGUAAGAAUUCACACCCUUAAUCUGCAGCAUGAAGCAGAAAGUAUAACCUGAAUAUGAUGUGUAGAUAUAAACUCUUAGGUCAAUGCCCAGUGAUAAAGCAGCAUUGCCUAAAUCUUCCCUAUAAUACACAGACUGAGAAUGAUUGAUUUCUCUGACUUCAGGCCUACAUGCUUGCUUUCCGUUACAUGAACCAAUUCAUGAUGGAGAAAUACUCUGUGAGCCUUUAGGUAUCUCAGCACCUAUAUGUUACAGGAAUUACAAGAGAAAACAUUCGUAAGUGAAACAAUUUAAAGAUUUGUUUUCAUUUUAAUUUUACUAUGGCAGUGUGUCUUUGUAUGGUAUUGCAUUCUGGGUCCCAAGAAAGUUAGACCUUUAGGGCUUCUUGUAGCAGGAAUUACUGGAAGUUGUCAAAAACCUAACCUUGGUGCUGGGAAUGGACUUGUAUUAAAGCCUCAUCCAUGUGUCUAGCCCUGUAAAUAUCUUAAAGUUUUUCUUUUUCACAUUGAUAUCCUUAAAUAGGGAGGAACUCAUACAAUAGAAAAGCUCUAUUCAUGUAAAUGAUUUGGUAAAAACUUUAGACAUCACAAUUGUCUUCAGUUUCAAGAAAACAAAACUUGUCUUAUGUCUUUUUCAUUGUAACCUUGAAGUAAAUAAAUUAUUAACUAAGUUUAUUAAAGACUAUUGUGUCACGUGACUUCUGUUUUGCAACAUUUGAAGUAGAUAUUAAAGUGUACUGUAUGUGUGGCAAAUCCAUUUAGUGAAGUUUAUUUUGUGGCCCUUAUCUGUGGCUUUUGUUAAUCUUCUAUUGUGCUUUCACAGUGAGAGAAAUUUUCUGCUGCAAUGUAUAGAAUGAGAUGGCCAUCAUCUAAGUGAUCCAUUUUUGUUUAAAUAUCAGGCAGUGUGUGAUCAUACUUUUCAAGUAAGGGUGUCUGUGAAAGGGUGUUGCAUUUUUGUUCCUGGUAUUAUUUUUCACAUUUUUUUCACAGAUUCUCUUGGAAUGUUGUUUGUUAUGCAGUCUGGCUUGGAUGUCAGUAAUUACCCAGGGAUACAUUUGAACUCAUGAUCUUCAUGUGUCAGUCUCCUAAGUACAAGUCCAAGGGGAGAUGAUGUAUGCCCAACGUUUGCUGUUUUGUCAAAAUGUUUUAACCAUGUUAAUGUUAAAAUACUUAAUAGAGAAUAUUUUAAAAAAUUAAAUACCCCAUGUGUGUAUCCAAAGACACAUUUUUGUCUAUAGGGAAGAGAUGUAAUAAGGUCAGAUAGUCACCAAUCAACUGUGUAUUUCACAAUAUAAUUUAAUGUGUUAUGGAUAUGCAAAGAUAAUUUGAAGUUUUAUUUAUCUUUACAUCUUCAUCAGUUAUCCAUAUGACAAAUCAUCUUAUUCCUUUUAAAUAAAUUAUUCAGAGAUGCCAGAUAAUGUAAUUGCAAUGAGAUUUUAUUUUAAGACAAAAUUUCUGGUGUGUGUGUGUUUUAAUAUGACUAUGGGGUUUUAGGCCAUUACAGAUAUGUAGAAACAAGAACUUUGAAGAGUCUGCUUUUGUCUAUCUUCAUACAGUGAUCAAGAUGAGGUCACAGCCUUGUACAAUAUAAACAUUUCAAACAAAGUUGUCUCAUUGAUGCUCAAAUGAGAUUAGUGGAAAUAUUACAUCAGGAAAGUAUUGUCUUUUCAGAUUGUAAACAUUUUAUUUGAAAGGUAAUGGAAAACAGGGAAAACUGCAUAAUAAAUCCU